Molecule: messenger RNA, 1310 nt
Organism: Cuscuta campestris
Lineage: Eukaryota; Viridiplantae; Streptophyta; Magnoliopsida; Solanales; Convolvulaceae
Source: the annotation of a GenBank genome assembly
CCUACCAUUUUCCUUCCAAAUGAGCCAGUUUGAUAUGUUUGACACUAGAAUCAAGACAUAAACGGGGACAGCCAUAAAACUCAAACCUUUUCUUAGCGAGAAGAAUCAACAGAGCAGAUGAAAUGAUCCGGCUUUGAUCCAAAACCUUAUCCCGCAAACCCUAAAUUAGCUAUAAAUCUCUUCUUCUUCUUUGGGGAACAAUUGAUAGUCUCCACUUCGAAGAACAUUGGGAUCGAAUCUUCACUGCUUCACUGUAUUCGCCCUCUCUCAAUUUGGAAUAUUCACACCGCGACCUAGCCGAGUAUCUGUUAGCAGAAUCAUUAAGGGAAGUUCCGCACAAACAAGCUUGUGGUGGUGAUGAUGAUGGACCUGGAUCCCCCACAAGACGAAGACACUGAAAUGAGUAAUAGUGAUGUGCACAACAUUAUAUUAUCAUACCUUGUGCACAAUAGCUUCAAAGACACAGCGGAGUCAUUUAUUGCCAGCACUGGAAUGAAGAAACCUGCAGGUUAUUGUCUUGAUGAUAUGGAGAAAAGAAAAAGAAUAUGUAAUUUCAUAAUAGAGGGUAAAGUUCUGAAGGCAAUUGAGCAAACAGAACAACUAGCACCAGACAUACUGGAGAAGAACAUGGAUCUGCAUUUUGAUCUGCUAGGCCUUCAUUUUGUUGAAUUAGUAUCCUCAAGAAAAAGCAAUGAAGCUCUUAAAUUUGCUCAGGCAAAGCUAGCCCCUUUCAUGAAGGCCCAAAGUUUUCUUCAAAAGCUUGAGGACUUUUUAUCUCUGCUCGCCUUCGAUGAACCAGAAAAGUCGCCCAUGUUUCACCUACUUAGCUUGGAACAUCGACAACAUGUUGCAGACAGUUUGAAUGGGGCCAUCCUUGCACAUGAAAACCAGCCCAGAUAUUCAGUGUUGGAAAGGUUAAUACAGCAGACAACCAUGGUGAGACAAUGCUUAAGCGAAGAUCCGGCUAGCAAGGAGGGCAGCCAAGCGUUUUCCUUCAAGGACUUCAUCAAGAAGAAGAGCUUAUAAGUCCUUUCUUUCAUGUUUUAAUUCAAGCACUGCUACUUGAAUGGAAUUGGGAGCGUCUGCCCCUUGCUGCUCGCCCCUAACUUCAUAGAAACAAAAACAAAAACUCUCUCGCCGUGCAGUAUUUAUACACUGUUACUUCAAAUUUUCGUUGCCAAUUUUGUGUGCAUUCUUCUCUUCUCCCCUGAGGACACGGUGAUACAUUAUUUGUUCUAUAUUAAAUUCAUUCUUCGAUAUUAAAUUCAUUUGAUGUUAUUAUACGGAGUAUAUCCAUGAAUUGUUGAUUU